GACACUGACAGUCCGUCCAGUAUUCACACCACCGUCUCGGCGGCUACGUCCGAAGGCUCGGCGGCCGGGACUUUUGCAACGCAGCCUCGUUUUGCGUUAGUCAACAAACGCCAUCCGUCGAGGCAGUUGGUGUGGCACUUGUGUCCGUAGAUUUCUUCAAUUACUCACCCUGGAAGACCGUUAAAGAUGAUGUUGUAUUUGUAUUAUUGCCAUUAGCUUGUGUCAGAUCAGCUAAAAUGAGCGAAAGUGACAUGUACGGGACGACUCUGUCCCAAGAAUCCAUAAAAGUGAUUGCGGAGACGAUCGGCGUUCCAAAUCUACCGGACGAAGCCGCUAAAGAACUAGCAGAAGAUGUAUCAUAUAGACUAAAAAUCAUUAUCCAGGAUGCUGCAAAAUUUAUGUUUCAUGCCAAAAGACAAAAGUUGAGUACAACAGAUAUUGACGCUGCCCUGAAAGCUAAAGGAGUUGAGCCUCUGUAUGGCUUCCACACAGCGGACCACAUACCUUUCCGAUUUGCAUCUGGUGGCGGCCGUGAACUUCAUUUUAUUGAAGAAAAAGAAUUGGAUCUGAAUGAGCUGAUCAACGGUCAAUUACCUAAACUUCCUCUGGAUGUAACUACAAGAGCGCACUGGCUAGCAAUUGAGGGAAUACAACCAACAAUUCCUGAAAAUCCUCCUCCUGUAUCAAAGGAUGUCCAGAAAUUGGAGAGUGUUGACCCAGCGUCCAAGCUUGCAGCGAAUGCCAAAGAUCCAUCAAAAUCAGCAGCUGCGAAAGUACAAAAACCACGGAACGUUGAAACGGUCCACAUAAAGCAGCUUGCAACUCAUGAGUUGUCUGUUGAACAACAACUUUAUUACAAAGAAAUCACUGAAGCUUGUGUUGGAUCUGAUGAAGCAAGAAGAACAGAAGCACUUCAAAGCUUGGCUGUUGACCCUGGAUUACAUGAAAUGCUACCAAGAAUGUGUACUUUCAUUGCUGAGGGAGUCAAAGUCAAUGUUGUUCAAAAUAAUUUGGCCUUUCUUAUUUAUUUAAUGAGAAUGGUAAAAGCUCUUCUGGACAACUCUACCCUCUUCCUUGAAAAAUACCUUCAUGAGUUGUUACCUUCAGUUGUAACAUGCAUUGUAAGCAAACAGCUUUGCCAGCGGCCUGACUCGGAUAACCAUUGGGCUCUGAGGGACUUUGCAAGCCGACUUCUUGCUCAAAUUUGCAGAAAUUUCAAUACGUCAACCAACAACAUUCAAACAAGAGUAACUCGAAUGUUUAGUACAGCUCUUCAGGAUGAAAAAGCACCACUUUCAUCCCUGUAUGGAGCAAUUGAAGGCUUAUCUGAAAUAGGAGCAGAAGUAGUGAAAGUCUUUGUCAUACCAAGAAUAAAACAUCUUGGUGAAAGAAUUGAGCCUGCACUUGACAGCCCAACUUUCAGUUCUGUAGACAGAAUUGCUGCAGGACACAUAAAGCAUCUUCUUUUGAAAAUACUGCCUCCCAUAAUAAAGUCCAUGAGAUCUGUACCAGACAUUAUGGAAGAAUACAAAGCAGAGUAUGGGUAUAUGGGAAUACCUCUCCAUUCAGCAGUUCUCAAGGUGAGGGCUACACCACAAAGUCCAGCCACAGGUUCUGGGAGUAGCUCCACAAACAGCACAAACAUUGCUGCAGCUGUGCCGUCUGGAGUUAUUACUGCGGCUGCAAGACCAGUAGGUCAACUAACAGGUGUCACUCCAACAGGAGUAAAUAGAUCAAUUGUGGUAGCGGGAACUAGUCCUUCAGGCGCAGCCAGACAGAUAGUUACUACUCCUACCAACUCACAACAGAAGUAUGUCAUUGUUACUUCACGCUCAAACCCUGUUACUCCGAAUCAAUCACCAGUAGUAAAACUGGGUUCUAACCAAAUUGUAAUGGUGGCCGGAGGAAACGCUACUGCAUCCCAGUCUACAGCCAUGGGGGUAAAGUCUGUUUUUGUGCAGCAGUCACAACCUACUACUAUCAAGAUUGAAUCAAGCCCAAGCAUUAAGGUUGAAGCUCCGGUAUCUCCAUCACAAAAUGUAUCUUCCCCAGGGGCUCUACCACAAGCCUUUACUGAUGAUGAUGUUUUGCCACUAGGUUAAGUAAUUUUUGAAGAAAAAAUAAGAAAAGCAAUUGUUGUUUAGAAUAAAUGUAUAUUGUGAGCGUUUGUAAAAAGUUUAGUCUAAUUUGUAUCUUUUGGUGUUUUUUAAUUACCAUUUUUAAAGUGAGAAAGUUAUAUUGUAGAUGGGAUCCUGUGUUAUGACAUUAUUGAUUAAAUUGAAAUCAGUUAAAUGA
Messenger RNA from Thrips palmi, 2295 nucleotides. It is a transcript of the gene Taf6, whose product is annotated as transcription initiation factor TFIID subunit 6. Gene Ontology annotation, cellular component: SLIK (SAGA-like) complex; transcription factor TFIID complex; SAGA complex. The record is from RefSeq and is a predicted model, not a curated record. Lineage: Eukaryota; Metazoa; Arthropoda; Insecta; Thysanoptera; Thripidae. Gene Ontology annotation, molecular function: RNA polymerase II general transcription initiation factor activity; transcription coactivator activity; protein heterodimerization activity. The transcript is spliced from 12 exons. Gene Ontology annotation, biological process: RNA polymerase II preinitiation complex assembly; transcription initiation at RNA polymerase II promoter. The coding region runs from base 237 to 2102 and encodes 621 amino acids.